Messenger RNA from Kalmanozyma brasiliensis GHG001, 1350 nucleotides. RefSeq lists its product as uncharacterized. Bases 1 to 1350 code for a protein of 449 amino acids. The transcript has 10 exons. The record is from RefSeq and is a predicted model, not a curated record. NCBI's taxonomy places the organism in Eukaryota, Fungi, Basidiomycota, Ustilaginomycetes, Ustilaginales.
AUGGUCACGAGCCGAUCGGGCGCUGUGACGACAAUUGUGCUCCGACAAGGCGAUAUCAAGUGGCUUCCAAAACUCGACCUUCUGGUGGCAUCAAUAUUCACUGACCAAGAUUCUUUCGACAGCCUGCAGGCGGCAUGCGCAGCCAAAAUGUUGGUCAAAGUCUAUCGCGUCUUUGACGACGAAGGCAAGGAGUGUCGCGUUCUUGAUGAGUCGAUGGCUCUAUCCAAGGUCACAUUCUUGCGAACGUGCUGCAUCCACAGCGUCGAGCGAGAAGACACAUUGCAAGCACGAGUCACGCUGGGCUCGGGUAUUUCGAUGGACGCAGUAGGCGGCAGCAACCUCAUGAAGAUUACUCGCUUCCUUCACGACAGUCUCGUGUCGCUCGACGAGGCGGAACAGACCUUUCUGGGCUUCCGAUGCAGCGUUUGCGGGAAAGCGAACCGCAGAGGGAGCCUCAUAAUCGCCUCGUGUACGCAUUGCAACACAACCUUUGCGAUCACAGCAAGCUGCAGUUCAAAGUCGCUUUCUCGCAAACGGGCGGGCAAUCUCCAAUUUACGGGCCCGAGAAGUAGCCUAGGCCAAGUCAAUAUGGUGCUGAGCAAGGACGACGUCGCACAACGUUUCGUGUCCACCUUCUCCGACGGUACAAGGCUGUGCACAUAUCACAUUGUCCGCUCCUCGAGUCACAACGAUUCUUCCUCCCAAGCGCGCAUACUUUCAAGCAGUCACACCCUGCAUCACAUACUGGGGCCAGGUCAAGGCGACGAACUCUCCUCAGAGUCGUUCGCACUUCCAUCUACUCCAUUCAUCCGGCUCACCAGCGAGACAGAAGCUAAGCUACGGAUCCAAGGGUAUGCGCUCAGCUUUGGCGUGCAAAAUCAAACCUGGGAUCAAAUCUAUCCUCGGCACCGCGACUUUGAGUCAGCUUCGCAAGGCGUUCUGGAGCAAAUCGCGCACUUGAGAAGGUCGCUACUGCUCUCGGAUGUUCCGCAGGGACAAUCCUCGAAGUAUCACAAGCCUUCGGGCAUACUGCUACUACUACUUCAGAACAGCACCUUGAAGAUUGACUCUUCCAUGUUCCCGGGCCCCAGCAGCCACUUCGGCAUAGUGUCACUGUCGGGGUCGAUCUGUGUCUCGAUCCGUCGCGACAAGCAGGCUCCGAACCACUCUCCGGCCAGAGAGAGGCAACCCAAAGGGGUUUCGGUCGGAUCUUUCGUUCUGCAGCCGCAAGAUACAUGUGUCGGGCGCACGGACGCGCUACAAGCGAUCGAGCUGGAGCUAUCAUCCAAGGGCGUCACUCUGUGGGCACUCGCCCACUUCGCCCAGUCCACACCGACUCGAUCUCAGUAG